GCGUUGUUCAUUUUCUUUCCUUGCGCGAUCGAACACGGAGCGGAGCAGCGAAUUGGAAAUUCGGAUUGUAAUCAGUUUUCACGACCAGCAGCAGCAGCAGCGACUCAGCGUCGAAACGCGUCGUCGUCCCGUAGCGUGUAGAGUCAGCUCCCGAAGCGUGUAACUCAACGUUACGAAGGCACCCAGACCCAAGACCGCAAGACGACAUGCAAGUGAAUAUCGAGAAGUACUAAAGAACAUUUACCAUCCAGCAAACGUUGCUAGCACCAUCGUAGCCGUCCGUGGAACGUGCAGUGAGGCAAAGUGGCAUUACUGGCAGUGACUGGCUGAAAGGAGGAACCAAUUCGGGUACAAUCGCUAAAACGUGCGUGAGUGAGAAAAUCGAAGUGUGAGACAUUUUCGGGACCCUGUCCUAUUGGAAGAGUGUGUUUCUGUGUUGUCGUCCUAACUCGGUUUGGAAAGAAGUAUAUCGUUUAGUUCAGUUGGCACUCUGUGAACUGUGAUUUCUUCGGUGACUGAUUUUGCAAAGACGCCUCGACAACAAACGACGGUAACAGUGUUGCCGGUCGAAGCCAAUAAAAUAGGACUCUCGAGAACCCGUUAAAAGACAGAUACAUCCAUCACAAUGGUGUCCACACGACAAAUGACUGGUGCAACAUCGGAAGAGUCGUGUCUUCAUUUAUUCCGCACCACCGGACCAUCUGCAUCGUCGUCUUCCUCAGCCAAUAUUGGGGCGGCAUCAUCAACCACCAGCAGCUCCAGCAGCAAGGGAGCCACGGCACCAGGCGGUGGUGCGCUACAGAACAGCAGCAGCAAUCACCCGUUGCCAAAUCAGCCAUCCGCUGGGACCGAGUUAAGACAGCUAAACCUGAUGGACCUGCCCACGGAGCUGCUGGAUCAUAUAUUAUCCUAUGUGGGCUACAAACAGAUUGGCCAUAUGCGAGGGAUAUCACAUCAGAUGAACCAGGUGUGCAGUUCGAAAUUAAACUCCACUUUUCAAAAGCUGCAAAAUCAAAUGCAAACACGCUUUCACACCGUCAAAGCAAAGAUGCCCCGAAGAGAAUCGGCGCGACGGAACCAUCCACUGGCAUACGAAUGCGAUAUCCUGGAGACGUGUUACAUGCGCCUCUCGUUACUGCAAAUGACGUUUGGUAAACAUAUCGAAAGGAAGCACUGUUGUUUUUUCCCCGGCGCGAUUCUGGACGAGGUAUAUUCCGUAAUAAGUUACAUUCGCACAACACCGGCACUAGAUCGUCCGUUCAAGGUAACCGACGAGCUAUUCGAUCUCUCUACUAUGGCUAUGGAGUACUUCAAGGAGCACAUAGAACCAAAUUUACCUGAUAUUGCUUAUUUCACCAAGAGUACAAAGUCUUUUGCGGCCCUGGAGACCUCGUCUUCGCUACUGUCUCGCGAUACAUCACACUCGAGCUCAUCCUCCCCACCGCGGAGCAAUAUGGUACUCCGGAAGGGUAUCCGAAAGAUAAAGCAGGGCAUGAAGCGGUAUAAUGAUCAACUGUCCGUGUUACGAGGUGAGGUGCGCACGUUUAAACGUAAGUCUACCGAACAGGCCAAAACAAUUACCGAACAGCAGAAGCUGCUGACGGAGCAGCAAAAACAAACGUUGGAGUUUGCGAAUCGGCUCGAUGAAACGGACAAAAAAAAUGAGGAAUUAUCACGAAAGUUUUCGACGGUUCUGCAGGAAUUAAACAAAUGCAAGACCGAGUUGCAAUACUGGCGUUCGAAUAGUCCCGCUGUGACGAGCUGCAAUCCAUAUGGUGCGGCUACGGAGUCGGAGGAGCUAAAUGAGCUGGUCAGCGACCAAAACGAGACACCAAACGACGAAGUUGCGCUGCUUGCGAUGGGUAUGAACGAAGGCGACACCAGCUUAGACUCCGCCACAGGCGAUAAUCGGGAAAAGGGGGUAUCACAUCUUGGAGACAAUCAUCCCUCAACAACGACGACGGUAGCAGCAACAGCAGCAGCACUGCUCGUCCCUAUCGAGACACACCAACCUUCUUCUCCCAAGUUGGGGCAAAAGCGAAAAUACGAAUGUCUCGUGGCGGAUGAUGAGCUGGGCGCGAAAGAUUCGGCAUGCGUGAAUCCACCGUUUGCGUCGGCUCCAUUAGCUUCCUUGGUUGCUUCGUAUUCGUCGUCGGCAACAAACGGUAACGCCUUGGUUGCACCUGUAGCUUCGACAUCAUCCACGGGAACGGUCGUACUGUCAAAAACAUCCGCGGCCGAACUCACGGAAUGUGGGCAGAAGUCAAGCGAUCAAUCGUCGUUAGACACCGGGUUGCCAACUGUUGUUACUUCGAAUGCCGGUCACUCGAUCAACGAUGGAAUAUCUGCAGUAACCUUACCAUCGUCUGGAACGGUUGGUACGGUUGCAACAGUAACUUUAUCAUCUCCCGUAUCAUUAUUGGCUACGGAAGCAACAAACACUCACACGGCAUCACCUCCUCCGGCUGCUCACCCAGCACAACAUACCAAUCAUUUUCUCACUUUGGCCGCUGGUGGUAAUGGCAACAAUAGUAGUGUUAGCAAUAGUGUUAGUAGCAAGCAUAGUAGCGCUAGUAAUGAGAACACUAAUCAUAACAAAAAACUACGGAGAGUACAAAACAAAGCUAGAUCACAAAGUAAUAAUCAUAUUAAUCUUAAUGCUAUGAGUUCGGCAACGAACGUUAAUACAAAAACAACUAGAAGUAAACAAUCAGAAAAGUAAUAGGAAUGGGUUUGCAGUAUACAUACAUUUAUAUAUACACAGUAUAUAUCUGGUUGUUUGAUUGGCGGCUUUUAAAAAGUAUCUGCUGCAGAAACCGAAUGGUCAGAAAAGCAAGACGAAAACAACAGUCAUUGAUCUACUCAUUGAGGAAUUUGCCAGCAAAAAAAGUAGUAGUCGUCCUAGUUAAUAUGGAGAUUGUAGAACGUUCAAUCUAUUUCACAAACCUGAAGCAAGCAGUUGCUGGCAGCGCAGGUACGGCCAUUGGCACUUCAAUCGAAUCUGUCUGCAGGAAAACAAAGACAUUUUUUUCGUUCUUUGCCAUAAUUGUGCGCAAAGUUAGUGGAGACAAUAGGACCCGUUUUUUUAUUAUUGGGAACCGUUAACAACAUCAGUCCUAUACCAGAUUGUAUGGUAAUUGGCCAGUUAACAUCUUUCGAAUUGUUGCUAAGAGCGUCAUUGUUGCCAGUCUUUGGUCCUAUCCUUAAUAUACGGCGAAACCCGAAAUGAACGUUGGAAUGAAUUUAAGCUGCUACAUAAAUAAAACGGUAAUGUUGUCAAGUUCAUUCAACUGUCUGCAAUUUUGCAAUUUUUCAAAUCUGCAUAUAUUUUUUUGGCCAUUGGUUCUACUAGAAACAAGUUGUCAGUUUUAGACGGCCGAUAUCAAGUUCGUUCGCAGCGCGCUAGAAGUUGUGAUUGUGGUAGCUAUUCGCACUUUUCGAUUUCAAGCAUUUGAUUUGAUUAAAAUGUUUCUUCUCUGAGCGAGCUGCGCGAACUUUACGUGUACGAACAAAAUCGUCGAAGCAGAACACUCUGGGAGAGACAGUAAAACGCACCUAUUUUUUAUUCGAAACACUUUAUGUACUAAUGUUAUGAUUACGCAUGUCACCUAGUUUUCUAGCGCCCCUCAUAAUAAAUAGUUAGUGCGAUAUGAGUUUUCAUUGUUAUUGAGCGUAAGAAGUUUUCGAUUUUAACUUUGCCCAUUGACCCACCGAGUAAACAACUUGUAUCAUUUCGUUCUUACUCAUCUGCUUUUCGAUCAUCUUCAACUGGUGCUAGGGUACGUCAACUUCAGCCAUUUGUACGAGUACAUAGUGACGCCUUUUACCUACAUGCUUAAAGGAUUCCGGAACAGGUCAGGUCAAUUUGGCACAAGCUGCCACCGUACUAAAUUUAAUGAAAGUUGAUAAACAACAAUGCCUUGCAAGCUACUACAAAUCGUUUCCACUGGAACUUAAAUUGACCGUGUCGGUGUCGUUGAUUAAUCAUACAAGCUGCAGGGCCAUCCAAUUGCCGAACACGAUUUCGUUCUACAGAGGUGUUUCGUUUGGAAUUCUCACUUGAAAUUGCUUUCAAUGGAGUUCGCCGGGUAAUAAAAUUAGCGCAGCACCAAUGGCAAGGGAAACAGUUUCAUAACAACAAAUAACACGAUGAAUGGUUGCAACAAAGCAGAGCUGAAUUUAUACUUUCUUAAAUAUAACAUACCAAAACACAAAACACACACACACACCCACACCCUUAUCUACAAAUACCAUCAACACUCAACUAGACACAACAUUCACACACGAGUAUAAAGAACUAUUCACAAGUGCAAAUAUACACCCACUCAUCCGUGCGAAAGAUGCAAUUGUCUAAUUAUUAUUUUUGUAGUAGAUGCUAGUUUUGUAAGCAAAAAUAAAACAAAAAACUAAACAAAUUGAAUAUAUCCCUUUAAAACAGUAGUAGAGUCGAGUAGGAUACCCUCUUUAAAGUAAAAUGAGCUGGUGAUAAUCGACAUGCAUGUGUGUGUGUAUGUAAUCGAAAACAUAAAUGUUAUACUAAAAGUGACGAGCCAGCAGUACAUGCGGAACGAGUUUCGAUUUCUGCUGAGAGAGAGAGAGAGAGAGAGAGGUGUAAAACAAACACAUGAAAUGCCUAACAAAAAAUUAACAAACAACAAUACCGAUCAAAGGAUGAUCCUGUUUUCCAAAACGCUCUUUACCCUCACACUUUACAUUCGCUGCGCAAACGACGGCCACAGACUUGAGGUAGGCAGGAAGCGAAAAAUCAAAAUUUUUACAUUUUAGUAUUCGGAAAGUAAUCGAACAAAACUCUACAGAAAGCGAAAAAGAGAAAUCGAAUGGGGUGAUACUGUUCUCUGAUAAGAUGGUCUCUUCUCACGAAAAUACAAGGCUCCUCGUUGCAUUAUAUCAAAUUAUAGGAUGGAGCGAUAACGGAAACACCACACAAAACCGGAAACAAAUUAAAACGCUAAGAAUGCAACUCUUUUAAACCAUAGCCCACAUUUUUACUGCGAAUGGAACCGAGUGUGAUCAAUUCACAACACAAACCUAUCCAAGCACGAGAGGAAAGGCAAGAAGCUGUAGUUCGACAUAUUUUGUAACAUAAACGUGUUAAAGAGCGGUUCCCUUAUCGAACCCGCGCCUUGCCGCGGGUUCCGGUUCCGGUUCCGUGCAUCAUAAGUAGUGUUUCUCUUUGUCCGGCAUAGCAAAACAGCAGUAGAACAACCAACCAACCAAUUGUACAGUGUGGCAAGGUAGCGUAUAUUAGACGUGUGUAGUGAAAAACGUAACUAUUAAAGAAAGCAUGAACAUUGCAACACUGGAACCUGUAUAAACCCUCCAUUAAAACGCGAUAAACACAUAAACUAAAAAUCAGAACGCUAAAACCUAUGACAUUAGCGUGCGCAUUUCAAUAGCGUCGUGAUUUCUUUCCGUUCCAGUGUUACGAUCGCUAUUUUAUAUCAUUGUAUUCCCAGUUCGUAACUCUUGUUCUACGUUCAAUCUUUUUGAAACGUACCAGUUAACGCCGGUUGCGCAAUACGCAGACUACCAUAUCCUAUACGCGUUGCGCAACUGCGGAUCGUUGCGAGCUGAACUGCACACUCCUAUCGACCAACUUCAGUAGAAUCGAGCGUCGUUAUGUCGUUAUUUUAAUUGCCCCGAAACGAAGGUUAGAGGAAUGCAUAGCCAAGGGAACCAUUUUUUCUAGCAAAUGUUUCACACCCGUUGAAAGUCAUGCUUUAAUGCACCGUGUAAGCGGCAACCAACCCAAUCCUGGCAAAAAGAAAUCAAAAAGGAUUCAAGGCAAAAUGAGCCAUCGACACGACGCGUACGUAAUAUUACGGGUGUCAACUUCAGGCAUUUUCGAUAUGAUUGAUAACUUCUAAGGAAAUUUUACGAUGGCGCAUGAAAACAGAAUAAUAGCACGCGAUUAAAUAAACAUUUCCUAGCUUCUUUAGUAGUUCAUAUAAGAAAAAAAACAGGUCAAUAAUGUUUAUGAUGUACAAAAUGAGAGCAAACAAACAGCAGCCAAUCUCCGUCUCUUCAAGCUACGCAAUGCAAAUGGUAGUGAGUGAUCCAACAUGCUUUAUGUUUCCUGCGCGUUACGAAAUGCUUUCAAAUUGUCUCAUUUUUCCAUCACCAGCAAUAGUUUAUUCAGUGCGAACAUUUGCUCGUCGCUGGUUGGUUUUGGACGAAGGAGAACGUUCGUGAACAGUGAAUUUUAAUCCUUUAAUCUGUUACGAAAUUAGUAGAACAUAUUUUUAAAAUAUUGCAAGCUUAGACCAAAACCGAGCAAAAAAAAAACACAAAGCAAAACCAACAUUCUGUAUGUUUCUCGUUGCACAACGCGUACUGGAUCACAGCGGAUUAGAGCGGGAUGAGCGAUAUACAAUAUAACGGGAUGAGCGGGAAACAAUAUAACAACAAAAGGAAAGCGAGCGAGAGAGAGAGAGAGGAAGUAAGAGAGAAAGAAAACGAAGGCGAAAGAGUGAU
Anopheles bellator is the source of this 6495-nucleotide messenger RNA. RefSeq lists its product as uncharacterized. Bases 626 to 2722 code for a protein of 698 amino acids. Lineage: Eukaryota; Metazoa; Arthropoda; Insecta; Diptera; Culicidae. The record is from RefSeq and is a predicted model, not a curated record. The transcript has 9 exons. Gene Ontology annotation, molecular function: protein binding; transcription coactivator activity. Gene Ontology annotation, cellular component: nucleus. Gene Ontology annotation, biological process: positive regulation of DNA-templated transcription.